GCGCCAGUCUGAGUGAAAGUGAUUGUUGAAGCCCGUUCCACAUUUCGAUUUGCUGCGUCGAACGAAAACGACUGGGGCACACGCGCAAACAGUACUGUCAAGAAGUAGAUUCGAACGUCAAUCUACCAGUGUUGGGUGACAUGGCAGACCAGAGUGACAGACAAGACACAGGCAGUGCGGAGAGCCCCUUGUGCCCUGAACCUCAGCUCGAAGUGACUCAAGACCUUGAGCUUUUGGCGCAAGAGAUCGCCGAGGCCGCCGUCGAUUUAGAAGGGAGACCUCGCAGUCCCCGAUCCUCCUGUGUGACCAGACCGAAGACACGUGUAAAGAAAACACCAAAGAAGACACGGUGACUACGAUCGAAGAGCGGAUGGAGGAGGAAGGCACAAAAGAGGAGGACAAACAGCGGUCGGCGAGUCCGGUUGAUGAGACGUCCUGGGUCCUCGUUGACGCCGAAGACGAGAACGGAAGGGCGACGAAGGGGCCGAACGACAGCCCCGACCUCAAAUACAAUCUCCUGAGGAAGUUCCUGGUGGCGGGCGAUCUGCGGCAGAAGCUGACCGACGCGGGUCUUGUCUGCGACGAGGAGGACACCGAAGGGGACGCCGACGAAGGGCUCAGAGAUAGUAUGGUGAUGUCUUGUUCGGAAUCAAUGGUGAUCUGCGACCUCCCGCAGACGGCCGGCGACGAGGAGACGACGUCGCUGCACCUCAAGAACUUCCCUGAUUGCUCCAACAAGUCUGACUGGCGAGGUACUUUCGCGGGAGCCAGGGUGGAGGUGGAGGUGGAACGCAAAGGGGGGCUCCAGGUGGCUGCCGUGAGGGUGUGGCAUGUGGAUCUCCUCUCCGCUCUGGCGUCUCUUCAGAGCCUCGCUAAUACUGCAGGCCUCGUGUCCUACGCUGACGUGGAUGUGACCAGCCUGCUUGCUCGGGCGGCCUGAUAAUGACCUACAGCCCUCCGUGUCUUCCAGCGCCUUCGGAAACAGUGUGCCUUCCUAUCUACCUACCGGUGCCGUGUGCCUCACGAGCGAUGGUGUCAUGACGUCAUGAUUUCGUCAUAACGCCUCUCAUCCAAUCAACGUCCUAUUCUCGGUGACAAUAAGAACUAACCACAGACAACAGCAGAGAAGACAACAUAUGUCGACAAAUGAUGAUUUUAUAAGAAAGUUUGUCGGACAAACAGCUUUGAUUGUUAAUAGAUAACGCCGCUUGGAAAGUAGAGUAGAGGAAAAGCUGCAACUGACGCGUUACGAUCAAACCUUCAUUAGAAUAAUAGGGAAAAAUAAGUUUGCGAAAUAUACAACUAGACGAGAGCUUGAGGAUUCACCUGACUGACACCCGGGACCUGUCGCUCAUUAUAUAUAUUUUUCCCACAAUGAAUUCUGUUUAGUGGAUUUAGAUUAUUAAAAAUGUAAACAUGUUCAUAUUUUACAUGGUCAUUGCAGUCGUGAGUUUUAAACAUAGCUUGUUAAAAUUUCGCUGUCAGUCGUCAAACAUCUGCGCGGGUGUUAUGAUUCACGAUGUAAACACAUCCAAAUUUAUGUAGGCGAGGGGAACUGAAUUUUCUUUUCUCCCUUUUUUUUAAGGAGUACCCUAAAAAAAAGGUGGAAAAUGUUGACCAGCCAUGAGGGAAGGCGGCUGAAUGAAGCACAGGAGCGGGUUUCUUAGGCGUUCAUUAUCCAGAUAUAUUUUUUAAAAAUCAAUAAAAAAUAAUUGCGAUAUACAUUCGUUGCUAUCUUAAAAUG
Messenger RNA from Penaeus monodon (black tiger shrimp), 1744 nucleotides. RefSeq lists its product as uncharacterized. Lineage: Eukaryota; Metazoa; Arthropoda; Malacostraca; Decapoda; Penaeidae. The record is from RefSeq and is a predicted model, not a curated record.